AUGAAUGAGGAUAACGAGAAAGAUACCAGUAGCCCCAUGGCUGUCUCUGGGCCAAGCUCUGCACCUUCUGACUAUGAAGAGGCUGAGCCUCCGGUCGUUGCUUUCAAGACAUGGAUUGUUGCUUUGAUCCUAUCCUGCGGCUAUGGUCUCUCUUUCUGGCCCGUCCCCGUCGUGUCCGCCAUCGGUUCUUCGGUUUCAGCAGACCUGGGAGAUGCCAAUGGGUACAUCUGGUUUGUUCCGGCUUGGACAAUCUCGAUUACAUGUUCCUUCCUACUCUUUGGACCGAAUACCGAUCUUUUGGGCCGACGCUGGUUCCUUGUGAUGGGCAACCUGGUCACCUUUGCAGGUCACAUCAUUAUUGCCUCCGCCAAAAACACCAACCAGAUUAUUGCAGGACUGGCUGUGUCUGGAUUUGGUGGAGCAAACUGUCAGAUGGCUGCAUUCGCACUUCCAGAGCUGCUGCCCAACAAAUGGCGUCACAUCGGUGUUGUUUUCGCUGACAUGACUGUGUACAUCGCAGUCAUCGUCGCACCAGUGACAGCCCGCUUCGGCUAUGAGAUGAACACCUGGCAAUGGAACUUCUGGGGAGUAGCUAUCUUCCAGGGCCUUUCCUUCGUCGGACUUUUGUUGCUCUACCACCCUCCCAAGCACCCGCUCGGUAUCUCCUACAAGGAAGCAUUCAAGUCCAUGGACUACCUGGGUGGGUUCCUUUUCGUAGGCGGUAUCGUCCCCUUCCUCAUGGGCAUCGUCUGGGCCAGCGUCUACUCCUCCACAGACCCACACGUUGUGGCAACACUAGUCGUCGGAGCAGUCGUUCUUGUCCUCUUCGCUCUCUGGGAAACAUACGGUAACCUCAAGUACCCCUUGACACCCACAGCAAUUUUCACCAGCUCCUAUGGCCGUGACUUCACUGCCCCAGUCAUCGCGCUGGGGGUCAUCAACAUGUUCUACUACUCCUCCAGCAUCCUGUGGCCCCAGAUGAUCACUGUUUUCUACACUAACGGCGGCGCGGACUGGAAAUACGCUGUUGUUCUUUCUCUGCCGCAGGGCCUGGGUAUUCUUUUCGGUGCCCUGCUACUCACGUUCUUGGGUAGCUACAUUCGUCACUGGCAGUGGCAGUUAACCAUCUCUGUAUUCGUGAUGGUGUUUUUCGGCUCUUUGCUCGGCCUGGUCUCGCCGCAUAACAAGGGCAUGAUGAUUGCAUUCUUGUUUCUAUCUCAGGUCGGCUUUGGAUGGGCAAUUUACCUGAGUAUUGCUAUAACCCAGAUGGGUGUUGAGCAGCAGAACCUUGGUGUUAGUGGUGGUAUCUCUGGAUGUAUUCGAUUUGCGGCUGGUGCAGUUGCUACGACGAUUUACGAAACUGUUUUCAGCAAGAGCUUGACCAAGUACAUGGAAAAAUACAUCCCAGCUGCUGUGACUGCUGCUGGUUUAUCUGAAUCCAAGGUUGAAGGACUGAUGUCUGUUGUAUCGGGUGGUGCUUCGGCUUUGACUUCGUACAGUCCGGCUGUUGCUUCUGCCGCCGAGGCCGCUCUCAAUGACGCCUACUGCAAAGCUAUCUUUGUAGUGGCAAUGGUGUCCAUGGCUUUUGGCAUUGUUGGCCUUAUUGCCUGCCUAUGCUGCAAAGAUGUCGAUUCAAAGAUGACUAAUAAGAUUGAGGUAUACCUUGAGAACACAAGUCUGGCCGAGAGAAACACUUUCCACUGA
Messenger RNA from Penicillium longicatenatum, 1704 nucleotides. Its product is annotated as peroxiredoxin prx5. The transcript has 10 exons. Gene Ontology annotation, molecular function: transmembrane transporter activity. Gene Ontology annotation, biological process: transmembrane transport. Bases 1 to 1704 code for a protein of 567 amino acids. NCBI's taxonomy places the organism in Eukaryota, Fungi, Ascomycota, Eurotiomycetes, Eurotiales, Aspergillaceae. The record is from RefSeq and is a predicted model, not a curated record.